AUGACAAGGUAUGAGAAGAAAGCAAGAGAUGAAGAUGAGUCAUUUUUGCUAUGUGAUUGCAAAAUUAAAGAUGGAACUCAGAAUCAAGUUCCACAAACUUAUAUAACGUUAGAAAAUAAUUUCUUUCCAUCUUUAUUUAGCGAGAUGGUUUUGGAAGCUGGUUCAAAUCCGAUAGAAACAAUGUUGAAAACAGUUUUAUAUCCUAAAGAUUUCGAUUCAGUCUCAGGUUGGAUACCCGAUGUUGGCAAUGGAAGUGUUUUAAAAGAACCGGUAAAAAAUCUUGCAAAUGAUGCUGAUUUAGCUAGAGUGAGAGUUGCUGCUCGAAACACAAUAGAAAGAGUAGCACGAGCAGCUAAUCAUGGAUUCGAAAAACGAGUACUUCAGUACAAUGAUAUUGUUGAGAAUAAUAGAAAAGUUUCCAUAGGGUUACCAUAUAAAAUUCAUCUACAAAGAGAAAUCAACGAUGAUAAGAUAUUCUUUGAAGAGAAUGGUUCAGAUGCAAAAUUAGAAAUAACGAAUCUCCAACUUUUCAUACCCGUAAAAACAUCAUCAAUUGAAGUAGAAACGAGAAUAUUCAACUCAUUAACUAAAGAUAUUGAAAUAGCUUUUCUUCAUCGUAAUACGAGUGGCAAUGAACCAAACUCGAGAUCCUUUAAUCCUUAA
Lottia gigantea (owl limpet) is the source of this 663-nucleotide messenger RNA. RefSeq lists its product as hypothetical. Bases 1 to 663 code for a protein of 220 amino acids. The transcript is spliced from 4 exons. The record is from RefSeq and is a predicted model, not a curated record. NCBI's taxonomy places the organism in Eukaryota, Metazoa, Mollusca, Gastropoda, Lottiidae.